Molecule: messenger RNA, 3339 nt
Organism: Sugiyamaella lignohabitans
Lineage: Eukaryota; Fungi; Ascomycota; Dipodascomycetes; Dipodascales; Trichomonascaceae
Exons: 1
Coding region: 1-3339 (1112 amino acids)
Biological process (GO): proteasome-mediated ubiquitin-dependent protein catabolic process; DNA repair
Cellular component (GO): nucleus; site of double-strand break
Molecular function (GO): nucleic acid binding; protein binding
Source: RefSeq, a predicted model, not a curated record
AUGUCAUUGAUUACUACUCUUAUUAAGCCAGAUUCAACUCUCCAUGUAGUCUAUGCGAGGAUUGUUUCACCUCGAGAAUACCACUUGGUCACAGCCAAGAAUGCUUCCAUCGAUAUUUACUCCAUCACAGAGACUGGCUUGGCUCUGAUUGAAUCGCUACCGGUAUAUGGACAGAUUGAAACACUUCUAGCAUUCCAACCAGUGAAGAGACCUGAUAGCGAUAAUUUUGCGAGUAGCAGCGAAGGCAAUUCAAAUUCAAAUUCAAAUUCAAAUUCAAACUCAACGGAUUGGAUAUUCUUUAGUCUAAAUGAUGGCACUACGCAUGUUCUCUGCUAUUCAAGUGGAAAGUUCGUUUGUUUUAAAAGCGCUGAAAGAGAUAAUGAAGAUAGAAGAGCUUCAACAACAUUCAGUUUAGUGCAUAGAGCUGUUUUGGAUCCGUCCGGGUCUUUCAUUGCUCUGUAUAGAUCGGUUGGGUACAUUACUUUGUUCAAGAUAUCCAAAAGAGCUCUUGAGGCCAUUACGAAACCUACAUCUGUUGGCAAGAAACAUCUGGAGAGCAUUUUCAGCCAGGCUCAUAUUGUGAGUCCUAUAGAUUUCGUGGAUCUCAAGAACAUGACUUUCCUGGCAGGAAUGAAGUCACCAACUCUGGCAGUUCUUCAUAAGCAGCAGGAAGGUGGUCGACGGACUGCUGGUAAUAUGAGUGGUGACGCUCUUUACAGUGUCAACCUUUUCAAUGUUGAUUCAUCCAAAACAAAAUUGAUCCCUAGGGCUAGUCUAAAUAAUAUUAAUCUGACGGUGUUUCAUAUUAUCAUUCCCAUAUCUGAACCACUAGGGGGCUUCAUUUUAUUAGGGGGACAGUGUCUUAUAUACUGCAGAGGAUCAGAGAAGUUAAGAAAUGGAACGGGAAGCGAUAAACUUGAUACCCAGCAUGUUGAUUUUAGAGAAGGUGGAAUCGGACAAGAUCAAGUAUUUACUACCUAUUCAGAGAUCGACUAUAAUCGAUAUCUGGUAGGAACUGAAACUGGCCAUUUGUAUCUGUUAUACUUGAAGGCAGUUGAUGAUUUGGGAAGAGAGAUCCAGGCGUAUCUAGUUCCUGUGGGACAGACUUCACCUGCCACACAGCUUGUCCACCUAUCCUCAAACUAUUUUUUUGCAUCAAGCCACGCCUCCUUACCAGUUCUCUUUCAACUUGAAAGUGAGCACAAUUCCUUCUCCAUUCGAAUUAUAGAGGAACUUGAGAAUCUGGCUCCUAUAGUUGAUAUCGACCUACAAAAUGAUGAUAAUGGCAAUACUACUAUAACCACAUGCUCGGGUGGUGUUACUGGAAGCUCAUUAAAAAGAAUUGAAUAUGCAUAUCAAGUUGAUAGACUGGCAGAGAUUUCUCUUGAUGCUGAGUCAGAAGAUAUUGAAGCUGUUCAAUCCAUGUGGCAAGUCGGCAAUGUGACGGCCACCAGUUUCCUCUCGGGGACCAGACUUAUAUCCAUGGAUGAAGAUGGAGAGUUUUCUGAAUUAAAAUCCUGGCAGGGUAUUGAUCUGGGUAUGAGUACAGUCUUACUGGGAAAAUUAGCGGAUAAUUUAGUCCAAGUAACGUCAGAUAGGGCUUGGAUGCCACAGCUUCAGAAAUCGUGGUCCGAUGAGAGUAUAGCAUUUGCAUCUUUAGGGGCCGAGUAUCUGGCUCUAUGCAUCCUCAAGCAAUCAGUCGUAAUUCUAGAUGAAACUCUAGAGAGAUUACACUCAAUGUCAUUUGAAGAUUCUAUUUCAGCAUUAAAUAUUAAGGACGAUGGGUCGUACUAUGCAGUUGGCUUUUGGAACACAUCAAAAGUAAGCGUAGUAGAUGUUCAAAGCGAUAAAGUAUACAUUGUAGACUUGGGUAGUAACUCGCCACCUCGGUCUUUGUUGUUUAUAAAAGAGACGGGAAAUGAGAUUAUUAUUAUGAUCGGUAUGGCAGAUGGUGCAGUUCUUGUGUUUGAUGUUUUGAAAAACGAACAAAUUGCAGGAUUUUCCAUUGGCGAUCAGGCAGUAAGUCUCCAAGAAUACCGUGGUCAGGUCCUGGCAGUGUCAACUCAGGUAUGUCUUAUAGAACGACAACCCGAGUCGUCUUUCCAGAGACAUACAUUUUUCGUUACCAGGAUACAUUGUGAGACGCCGGUGGCAUGGUGCCAGUUGCCUAGAUCAGUUUACGGAGAAGGAGCUAUCUUGUCAGCUUCAGAUAAUGGUGUUCUAGUGGUAUCGAGAAUUGCAUCCAAUCCAGGAUACAUGUGUGCUCAGGAGAGGAGGUUUGAAAAAUCUUUCGCGAGGCGAAUUGCUCACAAUUAUAAUCUGGGGCUCACUGCUGUAGGAACAUUACCUCAGAUGCUGUGGUCGCAAAAUCACACUGCUGAUAGCUGUACUAUCCACCUACUGGACCAAUCUACAUUCGAAACGCUUGACACUUUCAAGUUAGAGCCAUCAGAAAUUGUUGAAAACGUGACAUCCAUUUCGUCUGAAAUGAUUGAAUUCGAGGGAUUUAUAGUGGGUACAAGCUGCGAUGAUAGUGCUAGUGCCAAUUAUGAAUCCGCAGUGUCUACUGGCCAGGGGCGAAUACUUCUUCUUAUUGUGGAUAGGGAAAAUAGGAAACUCAGGCUUUGUACGGACAUGAAGCUUGCAGCAAGCGUUUUUAGCAUUGAAUUGAUAGAUGAGAAACUGACAGCUCCUACAGUGAGACUCUUGUACACAUAUCAGUCGCACGUGAAAGAACUUCUUCUGAACAGAAUAUCCAAUGAUACCUUCACACUUGAACUUGUUCCUGGGUCAACUCUGAAAUGUUCUACAGCCCCUUUAUUUAUUUCGUCCUUGAACAAUAAAGUGGUGGUUGGCCAACUAUUGCAAAGAGUUACGUCAGGAGAGUACUCGCCAUCGUACGCAUUAGAUAAAACAGCGUCAUGCGUAGGAGGCUAUUGGCAGUCGAACGUUGAACUCAUAUCGUCAAAUCGGGUCCUGGUAUGUGAUAACGAGCUCAACUUGGUAGUACUGGAAAUCAGUAGUGAGCAAGAGAAUGAACCUUCUAAUCUGAGUGUCAUAUACACUUACAGACUAGGAGAGCUGGUCAACAAAGCGGUAAGAUUACCUCGUGGCAACAGAUGGGAACAACGGUUCCAAAAGUCGGUGGAUUACAAGAGCCAUAUCCAACCACAAGCUAUAAUAGCCACAGUGUUUGGUGGGGUAUAUCUCUACAGCGAAGUUUCUGACGCAUCGCUCGAUGAACAACUUGAUAUUCUACAAGACAAUAUUCUCGCCAACACCAAGACCAUCAAUGCACCAAAUGGCGGUAAGAAAGCCAUUGAUCUGUAUCGCGAGUAA